Molecule: messenger RNA, 1250 nt
Organism: Gadus morhua (Atlantic cod)
Lineage: Eukaryota; Metazoa; Chordata; Actinopteri; Gadiformes; Gadidae
Exons: 7
Coding region: 404-1198 (264 amino acids)
Cellular component (GO): nucleus
Source: RefSeq, a predicted model, not a curated record
AACCCAGAGUUUCCACUAACUCAGAGCGAACAAACUUGGGGUUGCCUCAAAACCAGCUACCUGAAACAGGGCUCUGAUCUGGGGCCGCAAGUUUUGGACACUCAGGUAAAGAGAGGGGCGGAACUGUCAACCGACCACCAUCUGGUUGUGAGUUGGAUCAGGGAAUGGGGGAAAUUUCCGGAUAGACCUGGGGCCCGUUUCAGAAAGCAGGUUCAACAAACUCUGAGUUAAAACCUUAACCCUAGGUUGAGCAACUCUGAGCUGUCAAACUCUAAGUUUUCGGUUUCAGAACAGGUGAUAACACUUAGUUCAAUCAACUCAGAGUCAAGGUAACCCUGAGUGAAGCUCGUGCAUGAGGAUAUAAAAAGCCCUCAUCAAUGGAGCACAGAUAACAUGAUUCACCAUGGCAACAAGUGGUAAACAGCCUCGAUCCUCCUACUUCUCCCCAGUGGAGUUGGAAAUAUUAAUGACUGCGUAUGCAGAAAGUGAGCAUAUAUUUUUAAAAAGAAGCAAUACUGUGGCAGCAGCAAAAGCGCGGGAUCUUGCGUGGCAGAAAAUUGCUGACCGAGUCAAUGCGUGCAACCCAACAGGCACCAAACGGACUUGGCAGCAGCUAAAGAUGAAAUAUAAAAAUGUAGUUCAAACAGCCAACAGAAAAAAGGCUGAGGCCCGCAAAACAGGUGGCGGUCCACCACCACCACCUCUUACAGAGGCUGAGAAGAUGGCCCUAAGUCAGAACAGUGGACGACCCAUUGCUGAGGGCAUCUCUGGGGGGGGCACAUCGGACCCACCCACGCCCCAGGUCACAGGGGCCUACAUAAAAGUUACUGAUGGUGUAAUCUGUCUCGUUGAGCCUUCUGCCAUAACAGACCUCCAUGCUGUUGAGGAUGAUGAAGAAACCUUAUCAGCUGCCACAGAGAGGGAAGAUGCAGAGAGGCCUGCUGAAAGCCAUGCUGGAAAUUACAAUGAGGAAGAAGGUCCAUCAACCUCCACAGCACAGCUUACCUCACUCCCUGUGAAACAACUUUACAAGGUAUAUUUAGAAUCCCAAAUAAACAAAUCACACCUAGAAAUGGAGCACAUAAGGCUGCAGAUCACCAAAACAGAAAAGGAAAUACAACUGCUGGACCAUCAGUUAAAGGUGGGUGACGUGCCCACAGGUGGAUGUUUUUUAAUUGUUUCAACAACAAAGGAUUAACAACUGUACAAAAUUUGUCCUUCUAGGAAAUAAAGAAGACCUCAUAAAAUGA